This is a messenger RNA of Mus musculus (house mouse), 2549 nucleotides long. RefSeq names its product scavenger receptor class B, member 1 (gene Scarb1). Gene Ontology annotation, biological process: recognition of apoptotic cell; lipid transport; positive regulation of nitric oxide-cGMP mediated signal transduction. Lineage: Eukaryota; Metazoa; Chordata; Mammalia; Rodentia; Muridae. Bases 532 to 1890 code for a protein of 452 amino acids. Gene Ontology annotation, cellular component: caveola; membrane; plasma membrane. The transcript has 13 exons. Gene Ontology annotation, molecular function: low-density lipoprotein particle binding; high-density lipoprotein particle binding; apolipoprotein A-I binding. The record is from RefSeq and is marked validated.
CUUUGGAAAGAGGCGCUCUCUCUGAGGACUCAGGAGGGGAUGGAGCGAUGUUCUAUGGGUUGGCAGGAGGCAAGGGAGACAGGUAGCCAGAGUAAGGACAGAACCCUUGGCCCCUAGUUAGCACCGGAUCACCCCAGGUUCCGCUCGCUGCCUCUUAUGUACGUACAUGGGUGCUUUUUUUGACGCUGGCUCCAGGCUUUUUUGAUUGGGGAGGCAGCGCGCCAGGGAGUGGGAGGAGGUGUUUUGAUAAAGUAGGAGAGAUGUCAGGACCCGGUAUACCAAAGUUCAAGCUCUAUGCGCCUUCUCUGAGGCUCUGAGUGCGCCGUAGGAUGCAAACAGCGAGAACCAGCCCAAGCCUCCGCGCCCUUCACUACACUCGGCAUCAGGCUCAGAUGCAGAGGAGGUAAUCUGCUCUGGACGUGUUCUGCAAUAUAGCUCAGGAGUCGGCUCACGCCCCAGACAGAGCAGCUGUUGGCUCUUACCCAAGACUCUGAGAAUGUCCGCAUAGACCCGAGCAGCCUGUCCUUCGGGAUGUGGAAGGAGAUCCCCGUCCCUUUCUACUUGUCUGUCUACUUCUUCGAAGUGGUCAACCCAAACGAGGUCCUCAACGGCCAGAAGCCAGUAGUCCGGGAGCGUGGACCCUAUGUCUACAGGGAGUUCAGACAAAAGGUCAACAUCACCUUCAAUGACAACGACACCGUGUCCUUCGUGGAGAACCGCAGCCUCCAUUUCCAGCCUGACAAGUCGCAUGGCUCAGAGAGUGACUACAUUGUACUGCCUAACAUCUUGGUCCUGGGGGGCUCGAUAUUGAUGGAGAGCAAGCCUGUGAGCCUGAAGCUGAUGAUGACCUUGGCGCUGGUCACCAUGGGCCAGCGUGCUUUUAUGAACCGCACAGUUGGUGAGAUCCUGUGGGGCUAUGACGAUCCCUUCGUGCAUUUUCUCAACACGUACCUCCCAGACAUGCUUCCCAUAAAGGGCAAAUUUGGCCUGUUUGUUGGGAUGAACAACUCGAAUUCUGGGGUCUUCACUGUCUUCACGGGCGUCCAGAAUUUCAGCAGGAUCCAUCUGGUGGACAAAUGGAACGGACUCAGCAAGAUCGAUUAUUGGCAUUCAGAGCAGUGUAACAUGAUCAAUGGGACUUCCGGGCAGAUGUGGGCACCCUUCAUGACACCCGAAUCCUCGCUGGAAUUCUUCAGCCCGGAGGCAUGCAGGUCCAUGAAGCUGACCUACAACGAAUCAAGGGUGUUUGAAGGCAUUCCCACGUAUCGCUUCACGGCCCCCGAUACUCUGUUUGCCAACGGGUCCGUCUACCCACCCAACGAAGGCUUCUGCCCAUGCCGAGAGUCUGGCAUUCAGAAUGUCAGCACCUGCAGGUUUGGUGCGCCUCUGUUUCUCUCCCACCCCCACUUUUACAACGCCGACCCUGUGUUGUCAGAAGCUGUUCUUGGUCUGAACCCUAACCCAAAGGAGCAUUCCUUGUUCCUAGACAUCCAUCCGGUCACUGGGAUCCCCAUGAACUGUUCUGUGAAGAUGCAGCUGAGCCUCUACAUCAAAUCUGUCAAGGGCAUCGGGCAAACAGGGAAGAUCGAGCCAGUAGUUCUGCCGUUGCUGUGGUUCGAACAGAGCGGAGCAAUGGGUGGCAAGCCCCUGAGCACGUUCUACACGCAGCUGGUGCUGAUGCCCCAGGUUCUUCACUACGCGCAGUAUGUGCUGCUGGGGCUUGGAGGCCUCCUGUUGCUGGUGCCCAUCAUCUGCCAACUGCGCAGCCAGGGUCCUGAAGACACUAUAAGCCCCCCAAACCUGAUAGCUUGGUCAGACCAGCCACCCAGUCCCUACACCCCGCUUCUUGAGGACUCUCUCAGCGGACAGCCCACCAGUGCCAUGGCCUGAGCCCCCAGAUGUCACACCUGUCCGCACGCACGGCACAUGGAUGCCCACGCAUGUGCAAAAACAACUCAGGGACCAGGGACAGACCUGCUGCCAAGUGAGCCUGAUGGGCCACAGGUGUGCUCUUCUAAAUGGCCUGUGAGCCAGGCUGUGGGAACUCUAGCUGCUGUCAGCCCCUCCUGUAGGAGCUGGCCCUGCCCAGGCUCCUGACUUCCCUCAGGAAGUCUUUCUGUCUUUCUCCAUCAGUCUGAAAGCCUUAGUUCCCACAGAGGACGGAUCUGUCACUCCUAGGGGCUGGGCAUAUGUCGGCCUCUUGUGCCAAGGCCAGGCAAGCAGCUCCAGGUCCUGACCAGUUUGCACACACACUCUGGAGCUGUAUCUGGCGCUUUUUCUAUCGUCUCUGCUAUGUCACUGAAUUAACCACUGUACGUGGCAGAGGUGGCAGGCCCCUCAGGGUCCUUAUUUUUCAGGCAUGGGGUCAAAGCUAGAGGUAUGGGCCGUCUACACCCCCCCGCCCCCCGGCAUCUAGUGUACCUCACCAGAGGGUAUUCGGAGGCCCAGCAUCCUGCAACCGACCCCUUUUUUCUACUGGAAGAGAAAUUUUAUCAUCUUUUGAAAGGAAGUCAUGACUGAAGCAAUAAACCUUUUCACUGAUUCAACAA